UGUGGUGACACCCAUGUGUGGUUUUGAGCUAGAUGCAAUUGCGCAAGUAGUGGCUGUUACUCGUUCUUGGAUCUUCGGGGUAUCUCCGAUCAUAUCUUUCACAAGUUGUCACGUGUUCGGCUGUCGCGUGUUCCGAGUCCCGAAUGCGUCUUUUCUACGAGGAAUUACUUGCGGCUGUUGCACGAGUGCCUCGAUGUUUGUGAUGCAUCCUGGUGCUCACUCUCUUCCGUGGGUUGUGCCCACGAAGGCAUCCAAUAGAAAGUCUUAACCAUCCCUCCACGUUUGUCAACCGGGUCAGCCGUGCUAAUCCAGCAGCACUAGGCUUGGGGCCAUUCAACACUCUAGAGUUUUGGGCUUUUAACGCCAUAGUCUAGUGUGACGGACACACAUGUGUUCGCAAGAAUCGGGUAACCCUGGCGGAGGCGGGGCCGGUCCGACCCAUGAGGAGCUACGGACAGCCAUCGAUGACGCCGUCGGCGACGCCAGCACCAGACUGGAAAGGAUGGUUGAAGAGAAAUUGGAGGGCAUCAUGGACUCCUUGUCCCGAUUAGUGCCCGGGGCACCGCCUGCCGGGAGUGCGACCGCGGCAGGCGGCGGAGGAGAGUCAUCGGGAGGGGCGCACACCCUUCCGGGCGCUGGGUGUUCGACGGAGCACGCGCCAAGUACCGGACGGGGACUCGAGGGAGCGAGAGGACUGCUAGGCCCAGCGCCACGAGAGCACACGCCAUCCGAGGGAGGUAUCUCGCGAGAAGGCGCCCACAGCGAGCAGGCCGCAUGGUAUGCCACAUACUCACACGCCCGGAUCCCGCGCCUGAAACAACUAAGCUUUGAUGGCCAUGAGAAGAACUGGCUCAUGUUCAAAAACGAGUUCACUACGCAGGUCCAAACAUGCGGAAUGGAUCGUGCCUUGAAUGAUAGCAGGGACAUUGUGGUACAAGGUGUAGAUGAUGACGGUAUGGUAAGGCAGGGAGUGAGGAGAGAGGAGAUUGCCAUGUACCGAGAUCUGUGGGUAUUACUGACCGAAGCGAUCUCAGAAAGUGCGACCAAGAUUAUGGUGUUUGGUUGCAAAGGACCCUCGGCAGCGUGGCGUGCGUUGGAAGAGACAUUUUCUCCGUUGACAGGCGGCGAGCAAAUAUCACUGAUGGCAAAGUUUUUCGACGCCCAACAGGGGAAGAACCAGGAUCCACGAGUGUUCUUUCAGGAGUUCAAGUCCAUAGUGACCAGCCUAGAGUUGGCAUUUGAACAACCCAUCCCAAAGAUGCUCGUUUAUGCGCGAUUCCUCGACGCGCUUUCACCGGAAUUCGAACUUCAAAAGCAACUGUUGCUCGCCCAGAAAACACUCGAUGAAGAAGAGAUUUUGAGAGUGUUGCGUACACGGGCUGGGCAACUGAAAGUGGAGGUGACGAAGGGGAAGAGUGAACGGCGAGCGCACCAGGCGGUCGUAGCAGUAGAGGGGAAGGGGAGAGAGAAGAGACGGUCGAGACAAACCAGAGGGGACGAAGAGGCGUACUUGGCCAACGAUAAGAAGUCAGUCAGGUGCUACAUUUGCGAUGGGGAACACUAUGCAAGUGCAUGCCCAGAGAAGCUUUGCCAGAGGUGCGGGAAAAAGGGGCACAACGCAAAGAACUGCCCAUCGAAACCUACGGACGAGACUGCAGUCACCGCAGUCGAGUUGGACGUAGCAUACGAAGCACUCUGA
This is a messenger RNA of Ectocarpus sp. CCAP 1310/34, 1699 nucleotides long. Lineage: Eukaryota; Phaeophyceae; Ectocarpales; Ectocarpaceae. The record is from the annotation of a GenBank genome assembly.